Molecule: messenger RNA, 1387 nt
Organism: Dromiciops gliroides (monito del monte)
Lineage: Eukaryota; Metazoa; Chordata; Mammalia; Microbiotheria; Microbiotheriidae
Product: 1,5-anhydro-D-fructose reductase-like
Exons: 10
Coding region: 443-1009 (188 amino acids)
Molecular function (GO): oxidoreductase activity
Source: RefSeq, a predicted model, not a curated record
AUCGAAGCCAGAGCUGUCUCCAAACAGCCAAUCAAAAAGGAGUUAAUCUCUUCCUGAGUCCAGAGUUCCCGGGUGGAGUCGCUCAGUGUUCAGCUAGACGAGCCUGGAGCAGGAUGGAGAAAAUCCCCAUGCUGGGUCUUGGACCUGGAAGUCCUCUCCAAAUCAAGUGACUGAAGCUGUAAAGGUUGCCAUAGACCUGGGUUACCGCCACUUUGACUGUGCCUUUUUGUACCACAAUGAUACGGAGGUGGGAGAAGGUAUCCAGCAAAAGAUCAAAGAAGGCAUUGUGAAACGGGAGGACCUUUUCAUCGUCAGCAAACUCUGGAAUACCUUCCAUGAGAAGGACCUUGUGAAACUGCUUGCCAAAAUAGCCUGAAGGAUCUACAGCUGGACUACUUGGAACCUUUCCUUAUUCAUUGGCCUAUGGGUUUUAAGGCAGGAGAUGAAUGACUUACCAACGGACCAGAAUGGGAUGAUCAUUGCCAGUGAAACUGACUACUUGAACACAUGGGAGGCCAUGGAGGAUCUGUUGAGUGAGGGACUGGUGAAAGCUAUAGGGGUUUCCAACUUCAACCACGAACAAAUUGAGAGACUUUUGAACAAGCCUGGUUUACGAUACAAGCCAAUAACCAACCAGAUAGAGAGCCACCCAUUCCUCACUCAGGAGAAGCUGAUCAACUAUUGCCAUUCGAAAGGUAUCUCUGUGACAGCCUAUCGUCCACUUGGGGGCACGAGUGAGGUCUUCAAUGAACCCAUUAUUAAGAAGAUUGCAGAAAAAUACAAGAAAUCUGAAGCUCAGGUUUUGAUCCGAUUUCAGAUACAGAGAAAUGUGGCGGUAAUUCCUAAAUCUGUCACACCAAGUCGAAUAAAAGAGAACUUCCAGGUGUUUGAUUUUGAACUCAGAAAAGAAGACAUGGAUGCCCUCCUCAGCCUGAAUAGGAAUCUUCGAUUGGCUGCACUUCCUAAUGCUAAAAAUCACAAAGACUAUCCUUUCAACAUCGAAUACUGAGGAUGGUCUUGACUGGCGUUCUUGCUCUGCCCUUGCCUGCUGAGUGCAAAGACAACUAUCUUAAUCCCUAGAAAACUCCAACCCCAGAAAGUGGGUUUUUGUGAUUAUCAAAAAAAUUUAGAGAGGAGCAGCUUUGGGGGAAACAUAAAGAGUCUGAGCGUGGCCAGACCUUUCAUUUUCUUCAAAGUCUCUGGUACUAUCCAAGUGACUGAAGGCAGCAUAUUGAGGGAUCUUAGCAUACUGACCUAUAAAUCAUAGCAUAAAUAAAUAAAUAAAGCAUAAAUCACUAAUGUCAAUCCGUGUGCUAUGCUGCCUCAAUUUACUUUAUCCAGUUGAUUCACUGUGGAGAAAUGUUAAUAAAGUAAUGGUUAAGUGAAA